CGCUCUCUGUUUUAAACACACCAUUGUGGGUAAAUGGAGCUCAAAGCUAUUAGCGAUCUCACUUCUCACUUCUGGGCAGAGCUCGGCCGUAGCCGAAACUUACGUUGGACAAUACGUAACGUUCAUCUGGAGCCGAUAAGUUAAAUCAUUAUUGCUUUGGUAUUGCAAGAAGCUCAACAUCGCUGAAGCUAGAAAUUUCUUGGAUGUCAUCAAGUCAUAUGGAUUGGUUCCAAGCUAAUAAACUGUGCAUAUGCUUUCUCUACUAAAGAAAUACACUCACACACAGUUCCGUUUUACAAGUUAAUUCUAAGAGUUAUGUGAGAAAUCAAGGUCAUGGUUACCGCGGGCUACAACUCUGCAACAUAUGGGGAUUAUAUUGCUUCUGCAACUACUUUGGAAUCGAUAGAGCAAGCAAGCACUUUUCCUGUAAACCAAAAAGAUGCACCAAAUGUUGAUUCAUAUCAAUCAGUCAAUAACGUUACUUUGGUCAAUGGGACUGGCCCUGAAAGUGGUUCGAGUUCGUCUGUUGAGAGUAGCAAUGCGAUAUAUAACUUGGCUGUAACAUCUUCUGUAGCAAACAUGAAUACUAUCAUGGUACUUUCUUCUUCUUUUCAAUUUAGUGUAAUCACUGAGAGUUAACAAAGUUGGAG
Molecule: messenger RNA, 650 nt
Organism: Eruca vesicaria subsp. sativa (arugula)
Lineage: Eukaryota; Viridiplantae; Streptophyta; Magnoliopsida; Brassicales; Brassicaceae
Source: the annotation of a GenBank genome assembly